Messenger RNA from Plasmopara halstedii, 790 nucleotides. RefSeq lists its product as uncharacterized. The transcript has a single exon. The record is from RefSeq and is a predicted model, not a curated record. Bases 168 to 485 code for a protein of 105 amino acids. NCBI's taxonomy places the organism in Eukaryota, Oomycota, Peronosporomycetes, Peronosporales, Peronosporaceae.
AUCCAGAAUUUUGCUCUCAAAAGAGGAAUGAACUUACACACAGACAGCAAAGUACACGGCUUGGAAUCAGAAGCAGAUGUUCCAUUGCAUUAAAUUUGCCGUUACUUUGUCGUCUCGAUCUUCACGUACAAUCAUUACACGACAACACGAAUAUAUUUCUCUUGUAAAUGGAAAUGUCUGCUCCUUCGACAUUUAAAAAUGACAUCUUUGCAGAAGAUCCUGCUCAGUUAUUUAUAUGGCCUUAUAUUUAUUUUUUUACUUGCAGCUUAUCUCUGAGUCCACAUGUCAAGGACUUGUGUUUUGGUCUUGCUUUCAUCAGUUUUUGUACAUUAAAACCGUUUUUAACAUUCGGUGUCGGUAAGAAUACGCACGUCAUUUUUCUACUGUAUGGCCUUUCACAACAAGCAAGUUACCACAUUCGAAAGCUCUGCCACGCGCUUGUGAAGAUUCUGCGGCUGGACGAAAACCAUGAUUCGAUGGGCUAGCUGGGUCGAACACCGGAUACAUCCUAUUCUUGUGAUUGUGCUUUUGCUGUCGUCGUAUCGUUUAAUGUCCACCACCCUAUACUCGAGAUGAUAACAGUUCUAGAAAAGACGCUGACAUCUGACAUACGUAAAUCCCAUUUGAAGCCGCAAAAAGUGAUGCCUCGUGCAAUUUUAUAUAUAGUGUGCGGCUAUCAAAGACAAAGAGUACGCAGAGGCUUCAAAGAUGCCAAAACGGAUACAAUGUCCGUGUAUUGCGACGGGACACUAAUUAUCGUGUCGGAGAUUCAUUUGACCUCUUGUAGUCU